AUGGAUCAACCGAAACCAGAUGAGUUUUCGUACCAGGGCUAUAAGAUUCCACUUCCUGGAUCGAUUUCUGCAGAUCGUCACAAUCACCAGGCUGUCAGCAAUUUCAAUAGCAUUUUUAGUUGUGAUGGGCAUAAUUGCAACUUGUGCGAAGAGUGCCUGACUAGAAAUAUGUACAGCAGCUCUUUCGGUUUGUCGAAAAGCUCCAAAAUACCAAAUUCGUCUGAGGUCUCAAAUUCUAACACGAACGGUAGGAAGGAGAAAGAGCAGGAUAGAGAUACGACAUCUGAUUAUGAGAUUGGAGAAGGGAAGUAUUUUACAACAGAGAAAAUACUACUCUCUAUACUAUGGAGUAGCAUUAAACAAUCAGAAUUGACGAUACGAAACGCUGAGCACAGCAAAACAAAGAGCGACACAAUCGGUACAUCCUUCAAAGGCUCAGCAGAAAGAUCAACCACAUCAUCUGAUAGAUCUAGCAAAAGUUUACAAGAUAUCCUGAACGUGAAUCCGGCGAAAAAGGCCAGAACCAACCUAUCGGAUCCCGUGUUAGCCGAAAGUAAGAGCGAAAACCCGCUCAAACCAUCUUCAAUAACACAACCGCCAGCUAAAGAUAGCCUUUCUCAGAAUACAAAUACUGUACCAGAUAACUCCCCCAAUGAUAAUCGGGACGCUAAUGGCAAUCCGAUAGACAAGAAUAAUGAUACAACCAAGGCUGUCAAACCCGCAUUGAAAAAAGGCAAAAUCUCGUGCUAUGGCAAGAUCAGAGAUAACGAGUGGGGUUGUCAUGCUAGCUUUGAUUCCUUAGAUGCCCUCAAAAAGCAUUGGGGUGACGCCGCUACUGGUACCAUUUGCCUGCAGAGGUUUAUUGAUCUUCGAAAAGGAUGA
Messenger RNA from Pichia membranifaciens NRRL Y-2026, 882 nucleotides. RefSeq lists its product as hypothetical. Lineage: Eukaryota; Fungi; Ascomycota; Pichiomycetes; Pichiales; Pichiaceae. The transcript has a single exon. The coding region runs from base 1 to 882 and encodes 293 amino acids. The record is from RefSeq and is a predicted model, not a curated record.